This is a messenger RNA of Desarmillaria tabescens, 1661 nucleotides long. Its product is annotated as aspartic peptidase domain-containing protein. NCBI's taxonomy places the organism in Eukaryota, Fungi, Basidiomycota, Agaricomycetes, Agaricales, Physalacriaceae. Bases 326 to 1609 code for a protein of 427 amino acids. The record is from RefSeq and is a predicted model, not a curated record. Gene Ontology annotation, biological process: proteolysis. Gene Ontology annotation, molecular function: aspartic-type endopeptidase activity. The transcript is spliced from 11 exons.
ACUACAGCAUGGUUUACAAUAAACAUACAAUAUUUUGACAUGGAUCUUCGCUUUGGCCUGAUGCCCAAUGGCUGUUCCCAUCGGAUAUCAAAUCUGACAAGGCAUUGACAUUCGUGCUCAAUUUUACAGCGCUGGAGUAGCGAACAGUUGCAAUCCGACUAAGUUGGAUGGAAAGUGGAUAUGUACUGUGGCGUCUGGGCUAAAUGCGAUCGGCUUCUUUGAUCGCGAAUCCGAAUCAAAACGAGCAUCAAUUUGGUUGCUUCUUCUGGUUGCCUUUUGCUCGCCCUUCCCUUCUUUCCUUGCUCCAGCUUAAUGCCGCGUUAAAAUGAAGUUUUUUUUCGUCUUCUGCCUUUUCGUCGUCGCCAUCGUCGCGGGCGAGCCUAUAUUACGGCCACGGUCCAUUUCGAUACCAAUCCAGCGGGUAUCCAGCUCGGUGGAAAAUGGUGAGCUUCUUCCCGCCAUUGUAUAUCAGCAGCAUGUGAACCGAUGCGAUCAACGUCUCGCCCUCAUGCAAGGGCAACCUCCUCUGCUUCAAUCACUUCUAAGAGACCGCCUUUUGCCAUAUAUUCCAGAAUCGUUUCAGGGAAAAGAUAGAGGAGAUUUUGCAGAAAAGCUGUCAAUUCAGGCCAAUGAUAUAGGAUACUACGGCCCAGUGGAUUUGGGAACCCCGCCAGUUUCCCAUCAGUUUCUAAUGGAUACUGGAUCUGCGGACUUUUGGGUUGGUGCCGAAGAUUGUCGAUGCGACGAUGGGGGCACUUGCGGCAAUCAUUCGUUUCUCGGUCCGCACUCAAGCAAGACAUUUGUUGGCACGAAUGAGAGCUGGAGUAUUUGGUAUGGCACAGGCCAGGUUUCCGGCUUUCUAGCGCACGACGAUGUGUCCAUCGUGGGCUUGGAACUCAAAGCACACAAGUUUGGCGUUGCGCAAAACGAAAGUGCGGAUUUUACAGCAGACAGUAUACCGUUUGAUGGACUCCUUGGUUUCGCACAGACAGUGGCCUCCCGUCAAAGAACGCCAACGGUGGUCGAAGCGCUCUAUAAAGCACACCAGAUAGAAGAUGAAGUGGUGUCGUUCAAAAUUCCACGUGCUGCUGACGGAAAGAAUGACGGAGAACUGAUGCUGGGCGGCAUGGAUCCGUCUAAAUUUCAACCGAAUACUACUAUCACAGUGAAGAACCAGAAUGUACGAGGCUUUUGGGAGGUUCUUCUAGACGAUAUAAGGGUAAAUGGACAAAGCUUGGGACUGAAAAACAGGUUCGCAGUGCUGGACACCGGAUCGACCCUUAUUCUCGCGCAACCUAAGGACGUAUAUUCGAUACACCAAAAGAUUCCCGGUGCGCGAUUUGACCGAGACUCGUGGAUCAUUCCAUGCCAGACUAGUGUUGUGGUCUCUUUCGUUAUUGGCGACAAGGAGUUUCCUAUCGACUCCCGUGACCUGGGUUUCUUUCCUGUGGACGAGAACAACACCGUAGAUUGUAUAUCUGGUAUCAGUCACGGAAGGGAGCUCCCUGAAGGGCCCAAGCACUGGCUUGUUGGGGACGUCUUUCUCAAAAAUGUAUAUCAUAGCCUAAAUUCUAGAACUAAUGAGAUCACACUAGCGCAUUUGAAGUAAUAUGUAACUGUUAUACUUACCCUUUUGAUUUGCUACCGUUAUUUUGUUGUUA